CUCCUUGUCAUAUCAGCUGUUUGGGAGAACUUAUUUUAUUUAUGUUUUUAUUUGUGGUCCAAAAUGGCAGAUGUGAAGUCUUUAGAACAUCCUACUUUAAAGGUGCCAUAUGAAAUUCUAAAUAAGAAAUUCAGAACUGCUCAAAAGGCCUUAGAUAGAGAGGUGUCUCAUGUACAGCAAGCUGCUAAUGAAAUAGAGAAAACCCUUUCGGACUGUCAGGAGGUAAAAGCGAAAGAUAUUACGUCACUACUUGGAGGUAUGGUAGAAAAACUGCAGGUGUUGAAGAGAAAAGCGGAGGAGAGCAUUUCAGAGGAGCUAGCUGCCUCCAAUGUGUGUAAACGUAGACUAGAGCAUCUGAAAGACCACAAUACUCUGACCCCGGGGGGAAACAUCUCCCAGGGGGCCCUCAACCAAUGGCGACGUAAACGACUAGACAGAAUGGUCGUGGAAUAUUUCUUGAGAAAUGGAUAUUACAAUGCUGCAAUAACUCUCGCCGAUAGGUCUGACAUUAAGGAUUUAACGAAUAUCGAUAUAUUCCUGACUUCAAGGGAAGUGGAAAAAUCGCUGGCAAAUAGAGAAACGGCCAAGUGUUUGUUGUGGUGCCACGACAAUAAAUCGAAAUUACGCAAACUGAAGUCGAACAUGGAGUUUAAUCUGCGAAUACAGGAAUUCGUGGAACUGAUUCGGUCCGACCGUAGGAUUGACGCCAUAAAACACGCCAGGAAACAUUUCCCGAGUUUCGAAGAGGAACACCUUUCUACAAUCCAGCAAGUAAUGGCGUUGUUGGCUUUUCCCGUGACUACAGAUGUUUCUAAAAGGCAUUUUUCAGUUAUUGCUCCCUACAAAGCGCUUUUCGAUGAAACUAGGUGGGAUACGCUCAUCGAACAAUUUAGGCAAGAAAAUUAUAGGCUUUUCCAGUUGGCUUCUCAGUCCGUCUUCACCGUGGCUCUACAAGCGGGCCUCUCGGCUCUCAAAACGCCUCAGUGUUACUCGGACAACUGCGAAAAUAGGAACCCGACGUGCCCCGUCUGCCAGCCUCACUUGAACGAUCUUGCAGAACACCUGCCAUUUGCUCAUUGUUCGCAGUCCCGGCUGUAUUGCCAUAUCAGUGGGCUCCCUAUGAACGAAAAUAACCAGCCGAUGAUGUUGCCCAACGGAUACAUCUACGGGGAACAGGCCUUGGAACAGAUGGCGCGCGAAAACAACGGCCAAAUAAUAUGUCCUAAAACUAAAGAAAUAUUUUCAUUUAAGAAACUGGAAAAAGUCUUUGUCAUGUAAAUGUGAUAAUAUUUACCUACUACCUUCGAUAGUAUUUAGGAUAUGAAAUAUAUUUACGAGAUAG
Anoplophora glabripennis (Asian longhorned beetle) is the source of this 1342-nucleotide messenger RNA. It is a transcript of the gene Kaz, whose product is annotated as macrophage erythroblast attacher. The coding region runs from base 64 to 1278 and encodes 404 amino acids. Gene Ontology annotation, molecular function: protein binding; ubiquitin protein ligase activity. The transcript has 7 exons. The record is from RefSeq and is a predicted model, not a curated record. Gene Ontology annotation, cellular component: cytoplasm; GID complex; nucleus. Gene Ontology annotation, biological process: proteasome-mediated ubiquitin-dependent protein catabolic process. NCBI's taxonomy places the organism in Eukaryota, Metazoa, Arthropoda, Insecta, Coleoptera, Cerambycidae.